Hemibagrus wyckioides is the source of this 3643-nucleotide messenger RNA. It is a transcript of the gene shoc2, whose product is annotated as SHOC2 leucine rich repeat scaffold protein. The record is from RefSeq and is a predicted model, not a curated record. Bases 473 to 2215 code for a protein of 580 amino acids. Gene Ontology annotation, molecular function: protein binding. The transcript has 9 exons. Lineage: Eukaryota; Metazoa; Chordata; Actinopteri; Siluriformes; Bagridae.
AGGGGGAGGAGGAGAAGGAGGUGGAGGACGGGCGGGGAGACCAAGAGGGGCGGGGCGGGCUCGCGCUGCAGCGGCGGCGUUAGGGAAGGAGGAGGAAGCGGAGGAUGGCGGAGCGACACCUCGGAAGCUUGGUGUGAAAGAUGCGAGCUCUGCUGACCCAUUUGUCCUGUUCCAAUCCAGUUGAGGCAGUAUCUACAGUUCAUAAGAGCACGAGGCUACUAGCCUCCCCGUCCGCGCCCCGGCUCUGUCGCGCCCCUCUCUUCCUCGCGGAGCGUUGAUGGACGCAGGAGCCGCCGGGCGUCGUCGACCGUCAUCGAACAAACGUGCUCACGCGAGUGCACGGGGAUGUACGAAUGCGCCGAGGUACGGCGGCGAUUUUAAAGCUUUCGUUUUGAGCCGCGAACGAGAGGAGCGAAGGGAGAGAGAAGGAGACUGAGGGUCUCAUGCUGCGUCGGGCCAAAGUGCUUUCACCAUGAGCGGCGCUUUAGGCAAAGACAAAGACUGCAAAGAAAAAGAGGCCAAAGUGCUCGUGGGAAAGGAGCGCGACAAGGAUCCCAAGGCGCCCGCCGGCCUCGGCAAGGAGGGCAAGGAGCCCAAAACCAAAGGGAAAGAUGCCAAAGACGGCAAGAAGGACGCUAGCGGCGCACCGCCGGCCGUCGCUUUCUCCGUCGACAACACGAUCAAGCGGCCGAACCCGGCGACCGGCGCGCGCAAGAAGUCCGGCAAUGCGGAGGUGGCCAAGGAGCUGGUGAAAUGCCGUGAGGAGAACGCGACGCGCCUGGACCUGUCCAAGCGCUCCAUCCACCUGCUCCCGCCAUCCGUCAAGGAGCUGACCCCGCUCACCGAGCUCUACCUGUACAGCAACAAGCUGCAGAGCCUCCCGGCCGAGCUGGGCUGCCUGUCGGGCCUGGUGACGCUGGCGCUGAGCGAGAACUCGCUCACCAGCCUGCCGGACUCUCUGGAAAACCUGAAGAGGCUGCGCAUGCUCGACCUGCGGCACAACAAGCUGCGGGAGAUCCCGCCCGUGGUGUACCGCCUCUCAUCUCUCACCACGCUGUACCUGCGCUUCAACCGCAUCACCGCCGUCGAGAAGGACAUCCGCAACCUGAGCAAGCUCACCAUGCUGAGCAUCCGCGAGAACAAGAUCAAACAGCUGCCCGCAGAGAUUGGAGAGCUGUGCAACCUGAUCACUCUGGAUGUGGCCCACAAUCAGCUGGAGCAUCUUCCUAAAGAGAUCGGCAACUGCACGCAGAUCACCAACCUGGACCUUCAGCACAACGAGCUCCUGGACCUUCCCGAGACGAUCGGCAAUCUGUCGAGCAUAAACCGCCUGGGUCUGCGCUACAACAGGCUGUCGGCGAUCCCCCGAUCGUUAGCCAAGUGCCGGGAGCUGGAAGAGUUAAACCUCGAGAACAACAACAUCUCCGUGCUGCCCGAGGGUCUGCUCUCCAGCCUGGUCAACCUGACGAGUCUGACGCUGGCACGUAACUGUUUCCAGUCGUAUCCUGUGGGAGGACCAUCGCAGUUCUCCACCAUCUACUCCCUCAACAUGGAGCACAACCGCGUCAACAAGAUCCCCUUCGGCAUCUUCUCACGAGCCAAAGUUCUCAGCAAGCUCAACAUGAAGGAUAACCAGUUGACCUCACUGCCGUUGGAUUUCGGCACGUGGACCAGCAUGGUGGAACUCAACCUGGCCACCAACCAGCUGACCAAGAUUCCCGAGGACGUGUGUGGACUCGCUUCGCUUGAGGUCCUUGUCUUGUCCAACAACCUGCUGAAGAAGUUACCUCACGGGAUCGGCAACUUGAGGAAGCUGCGUGAGCUCGACCUGGAGGAGAACAAGCUGGAGUCUCUCCCCAACGAGAUCGCCUACCUGAAAGACCUGCAGAAACUGGUCUUGACCAACAAUCAGCUGACCACUCUACCCAGAGGGAUAGGCCAUCUUACCAACCUGACUCACCUGGGGCUGGGAGAGAACCUCCUACAACACCUGCCUGAAGAGAUUGGCACUCUGGAGAACCUGGAGGAACUGUACCUGAACGACAACCCCAAUCUGCACGGGCUGCCCUUCGAGCUGGCGCUCUGCAGCAAGCUGUCCAUCAUGAGCAUCGAGAACUGCCCGCUGAGCCAGCUCCCGCCGCAGAUCGUCGCCGGCGGCCCGUCCUUCAUCAUCCAGUUCCUCAAGAUGCAGGGCCCUUACCGUGCCAUGGUCUGACCACCAGAACUCCCCCUGAGAACCAGUAAAGAGCAGAGUUUCACACAAAAGAAGGAAGGUGAAGCAGAAAGAUUUCUGGCACUUCAGACCAAACAGACCAAUCAUCAACUUUUAACAAACUCUGAUCCGUGUGUGUUUCGGAGGACAGGAAACUCUCGGAGCAUCAAAACCGGGUUGCCAACUCUUUCAUUUCCUCCUCUUCAUCCUAAAAACUGUUGUAUGCAAAAACAUUUUUUUUUUUUUUUUUCCCCCUCUCCAUCAUUUGCUGCUGCUGCCACCAUAAUCCUUUAUUUUUUUGGGUUCCUUUCUAACACACACACAGUUUGGUUUCUGUACAAAGGUUGUUGGGUAAGUGCAAACAAACAAGUGUAGUUGUGAAAACCAUUUUAUAUGAGCGUAUAUAUAAAAACAAAAAGACACACGGAAAAAUUGUGCCUAUCCAGCACAAGCGGCUGGUUUGUUCUCCUGAACAUCGAUCGCUCGAGAGAGGGGUCCGAGACAAUAAAGAACCCCCCACCCCACCCCCAACAAACAUAUCAUAAACGUAUCAUUAAUGACAAACUCCACACACACGGAAUCAGGACACAAAGUCAUCCAGGAAACUCGGCUCAAAGCACGAUUUCUUUUCACUCUUAUGCACUUUCUAAUCCGGCGUCAGCUUCAAAAAGGGGCGUUUUUACACUUUAUUUCAACACGAGCUCGUUGGAAUCAGUGGGGUUUUGUAACAUAUCAUAAAACAGCUCUUUCAGUUUGCGCAUCAUUUUAUGAGACUUUUUUUUGGGCUCAGUUGGUCACUGUGCUUCACACAAACAUCACCCAUAUCUCUGAUCUCUGGACUUCAUCACUCAGUUUGUGCAAAGUGUUAAAAUUUUACCACCCUUCAGACUGAUUUUGUUUGGGUUUUUUUUUUACACUAUUUGAACAGAUCUGUCUUUAAGUAUUGUAUGAAUAUGGAGUGACUGUACACGUUUGAACAAACCAACCAUGUACUUUAUCAAUCUUUUUAGUUUUCGGUCAUGUCCACGAUCGAAUCAGAUUUUCUUCAAUUGACCUUUUAUUUUGUGAAGACGUCUCCAGCAGCAGCAGCAUAUCUGAAAAAAGCAGAGCGCGAUGGACAAGGUCACUGCUUUCCAUCUGUUGCUGGACCUCUUACACACAAUGCUGUACACACACGACUCGAGCGCAGCACCGACCGUCAACCGAGGACUUGUAAAAAGGGCUUUUCGUUUAUUUUUUGUUUUGUUUUUUUCUGUUCCCCGCUCGCAGACACGCCACAGGCAUCGCAUUCCCAGUUUUGUAUAAAAGCUUAGACGAAACAAAAUGUACAUUGGAUUUUCCUCUUUUGUGUAAUUACAGUUAGCUGUUAACAAGAUGGAAUUAUUAUUAUUAUUGUUAUGUGGAAAAUAAAUGCCUUCGAUGAGUACCGAG